AUGACAAAAAUAAUAAUAGAUCGAAUGAGGGAACCGAUACGAGAACUACGAGAACUACGAGAAAACCAAGCCGGAUUUAGAUCAAACAGAUCGUGCAUCGACCACAUAUGCACACUAAGACUUAUCUUAGAAGAAGUAGCGGAAAAAAAUGAAGAAAUUCAUAUAAAUUUUAUCGACUUUGAAAAGGCGUUCGAUUCAGUUAAACGGGAAAGGAUGUGGGAUAUUCUGAGGUUAUAUGGAGUACCUGAAAAAUUUAUAAAAAUAUUAAAAAUGCUUUAUGAAGAGUAUAUAGCAAAAAUAGAACACGAAGGAAGUCUCUCUGAGGGAAUUAAACUAGAAAAGGGAGUGCGCCAAGGCUGUAGGAUGUCACCCUUACUCUUCAUAAUAACUAUGGACUGGGUUAUGGAAAGAACUGAAGAUCGGAAAAGUGGAAUAAUAUGGGAAGUUUUUAAAAGGUUAGAAGACCUAGAAUUCGCCGAUGAUAUCUGUCUCCUGGCGACGAGAAAAAAGCAUGUACAAGAUAAAACAAAAAGGCUAGAAAGAAACGCACAUAUAGUGGGUCUAAAAAUUAACGCAAAAAAAACGAAACUGCUAACAAACAAUGAAACCGAAGACAAUAUAAUUAUGGACGAUAAAGAAAUAGAAGAAGUAAAGGAAUUCUGUUAUUUGGGAAGUAUAAUUAGUGUGGAAGGCGGAACCGAAAAGGAUAUAGAAAUAAGACUUUCUCUGGCACAAAAAUCCUUUAAAAGGUUAAACAAAAUAUGGUCAUCAACAAUCCUGUCCAGAAAAAACAAGAUUAGAAUAUUUAGAUCAAACGUAAAAAGCAUUUUAUUAUAUGGUGCAGAAACAUGGAAAAAUUGUACUAGCAUAGGAAAAAUUCAAACCUUUAUUAAUAAAUGUCUGAGAAUUAUAUGUGGUAUAUUCUGGCCAAACACUAUAACAAACGAAGAAUUACACAGAACUACAGAAGAAGAAAAAGUGGAAAGAACAAUUAGGAAAAACAGAUGGAAAUGGAUAGGACACACACUAAGAAAAAAUAACAAAAGCAUAGCAAGACAAGCACUCAGCUAUAAGAUUCCAGGAAAAAGAAGAACAGGCAGGCCAAAUAACACAUGGAGAAGAACAAUAAAUGAAGAACUCCAAAAACAAGGUUUAACAUGGACAGAAGCAAGGAACAUGGCGAACAACAGACAAACAUGGAAGGAACUGGUAGAAAGGAUGUAA
This is a messenger RNA of Brassicogethes aeneus, 1224 nucleotides long. The record is from the annotation of a GenBank genome assembly. Lineage: Eukaryota; Metazoa; Arthropoda; Insecta; Coleoptera; Nitidulidae.